AUGUCUUACUACAAUGAUCUUAUUGUUAGUCCUCCGGGAAAAAAUCCUUCUUCCAACAACAUACUUGUACCCAAAUGGAAUCUUACCUAUGAAUCCUGCAUUUUCGGUCGAGAGGUUGCUAUGGAAUUUUGUCUCCAUGCUUUCCCUAAGGAAACUAUUACUGAGAUGGUUACAAACGAACAAACGGUUGAUUUCAUGGAGUUUUCUUCUACCCAAAGUGAAAAUUUUCUUGUUUUCGGAGCUCAACACAUCAGACGCCUUAAGAGUGUGAUAGUUAAACUUCGUUCCACUGAAAGGAACGCACAACUAUAG
Messenger RNA from Lactuca saligna, 312 nucleotides. The record is from the annotation of a GenBank genome assembly. NCBI's taxonomy places the organism in Eukaryota, Viridiplantae, Streptophyta, Magnoliopsida, Asterales, Asteraceae.